GACAUGGCAGGUAAAGUGGGAUUCUCUUUACUUCUUCUGAUGAACCUUGUCAUUCACAUGGCUACCACAGCACAAUCUUCCAUCACCAGACAUCCCGAUCCUAACCCAUCAAACUUCAUCAAGUCCUCAUGCAGGUCCACGCGCUACCCUGUUUUGUGCGUGCAAUCGCUUUUGGGGUACGCAACUUUGAUUCGCCGAAGCGAUCGACAACUAGCCAUGACCGCUUUGUCAGUGAGCAUAUCCAAGACCCGAUCCUCAGCUUCGUUCGUUAGGAAGAUGUCCAAAGGAAGGGGCAUGAAGCACAGACAGUACAUAGCCGUUCAAGACUGCAUAGAGAACAUAGCUGAUAGUGUGGACCGUCUUAAGCAAUCUGUGAGGGAGUUAGGGCGAACACGUGAGGCCGCUGGAGAUGACUUCACGUGGCACGUGAACAACGUGCAGACAUGGGUUAGUGCUGCCCUCACUGACGACAACACGUGUCUUGAUGGUUUUUCUGGUUCUGGAAUGAAUGGAAAGGUGAAGGGUGCCAUCAUGGACAGGGUUGUCCAUGUUGCUCAAGUCACCAGCAAUGCACUCGCUUUGGUUAAUCGCUUUGCCUCAAGACAUAGAACUACCUCUCCUUAAAUCUUAGCUUCAGCCAAUCGUUUUUGUUCGAAUGUUUUUCCUAUGUUUGCUGUUGGAAUUUGGAAAAGCCCCUCUUCUAUACUAUGUUUUUAUUUGGUCUUUGUUGGUUUCUCUGUAGUUUAUGUUGUAUACUAAAAUCAGCAUCUAAGUGCGUCUGUGUCGUUUUUGUGAUAGGGGGUUUUGUA
Molecule: messenger RNA, 809 nt
Organism: Abrus precatorius (Indian licorice)
Lineage: Eukaryota; Viridiplantae; Streptophyta; Magnoliopsida; Fabales; Fabaceae
Product: 21 kDa protein-like
Exons: 1
Coding region: 4-624 (206 amino acids)
Biological process (GO): negative regulation of catalytic activity
Molecular function (GO): enzyme inhibitor activity
Source: RefSeq, a predicted model, not a curated record